AUGGUAUACACCUAUUUACCUAAGUUUUAUCGGUCUUUCUCAAUUUCUUUCAUUCGCUCUUUCUUUCUCCCUUUUGCUCUCUCUCUCUCUCUCUUUCUCUCUCUCUCUCUCUCUCUCUUUCUCUUUCUGGCUUUCUUUCACUGUCUUCCUCUCCCUUGUUUUUAUCUUUUCUGUCUCUUUUACUCACAUUCCCUUUUCUUCCUUUUCACUCACACCUCUUCCUUUUCCGUUUCACUCACCCCCUCUUUCUCUUUUUUUCACUCUGCCCCACCUCACUUUUGUCGACAAUUCCUCGUUGAUUACAAUAAGGACAAUUUCGCAUUUGAUUACAAUCACGACAAUUCUUCGUUUGAUUACAAUCACGACAAUUCCUCAUUUGAUUACAAUCAUGUCAAUUCCUCAUUCGAUUACAAUCAUGACAAUUCCUCGUUUGAUUACAAUCAUGACGAUUCCUCGUUUGAUUACAAUCACGACAAUUCCUCGUUUGAUUACAAUCACGACAAUUCCUCGUUUGAUUACAAUCAUGACAAUUCCUCGUUUGAUUACAAUCACAAUUCCUCGUUUGAUUACAAUCAUGACGAUUCCUCGUUUGAUUACAAUCAUGUCAAUUCUUCGUUUGAUUACAAUCAUGACGAUUCUUCGUUUGAUUACAAUCAUGACGAUUCCUCGUUUGAUUACAAUCCUGACAAUUCCUCGUUUGAUUACAAUCAUGACGAUUCCUCAUUUGAUUACAAUCACGACAAUUCCUCGUUUGAUUACAAUCACGACAAUUCCUCGUUUGAUUACAAUCAUGACAAUUCCUCGUUUGAUUACAAUCACGACAAUUCCUCGUUUGAUUACAAUCACGACAAUUCUUCGUUUGAUUACAAUCAUGACGAUUCUUGGUUUGAUUACAAUCAUGACGAUUCCUCGUUUGAUUACAAUCAUGACAAUUCUUCGUUUGAUUACAAUCAUGACAAUUCUUCGUUUGAUUACCAUUAUGAAGAUUCUUCGUUUGAUUACAAUCAUGACAAUUCUUCGUUUGAUUACAAUCACGACAAUUCUUCGUUUGAUUACAAUCACGAGAAUUCCUCGUUUGAUUACAAUCACGACAAUUCCUCGUUUGAUUACAAUCACGACAAUUCUUCGUUUGAUUACAAUCACGACAAUUCCUCGUUUGAUUACAAUCACGACAAUUCCUCGUUUGAUUACAAUCACGACAAUUCUUCGUUUGAUUACAAUCAUGACAAUUCUUCGUUUGAUUACAAUCAUGACAAUUCGUUUGAUUACAAUCAUGACAAUUCUCGUUUGAUUACAAUCAUGAAAAUUCCUCGUUUGAUUACAAUCAUGACGAUUCCUCGUUUGAUUACAAUCAUUACAAUCAUGACAAUUCCUCGUUUGAUUACGAUCACGACAAUUCCUCAUUUGAAUACAAUCACGACAAUUCUUCGUUUGAUUACAAUCACGACAAUUCCUCGUUUGAUUACAAUCACGACAAUUCCUCGUUUGAUUACAAUCAUGACGAUUCUUCGUUUGAUUACAAUCAUGACGUUUGAUUACAAUCACGACAAUUCGUUUGAUUACAAUCAUGUUUGA
Acanthosepion pharaonis is the source of this 1575-nucleotide messenger RNA. NCBI's taxonomy places the organism in Eukaryota, Metazoa, Mollusca, Cephalopoda, Sepiida, Sepiidae. The record is from the annotation of a GenBank genome assembly.